AUGAAUUGCCUCGACUCACCUCCAGAAACUUAUCGAUUCGCUAUGCACCUUCUCCAGCUAAUCAGUAAUCCCACUUAUUUUAUAUCCCUAAUAUCUUUGAUAUUGAUAAAGUCAAACGUUUUCACAACGUACAAACAUUUCCUCAUCUGGCAUACGUUGCAUAACUUUUUCUUCGAAGUGUAUUCUAUUCAUCUAGUCGAACCAGCACUACAUGCUCCGCACACUUUGAUGCGUACAACAGGAAUUUUAUCGAAAGCUGGAGUUGGAAGUCUAGUGCAGACUUAUAUGUUAUCUUUAGGUUUGGAAUAUAAUGCUUUAACAAUAAGUGAAAUGUUUUGGUUCCGUUACAAGGUUAGUGUCAUAAACUACCGAGAACAAAAACACUUUCGACUUCUCCAACAACCAGCUGUCAUUACAAGAUUUAUAGCUGUCUUCGCCACUCUUACCUGUAUUCUCACAUAUAACGAUGGUCUCCGCUUUCAACAAGAGCACAAAUCCCGCCUACUAGAAUUAUACCCCUCUGACACUUUUAUCUUAUGUGAUUCCGUAUAUCUACUAGUUGCAUUUGGAGACUACACUUCUUCUGUAUUCGUGGCAAUAUGGAUUUUUCAGUCGCUACUUAGCAUCUUGAUGCCUGCGACCUUUUUUUUCAUCAAUAUGAACAUUCCUCAAACUGUGUCAGAAACUACUAUGAAACUCCAACAUCAACUGCUACGAAGCUUGAUUAUCAUGGCGACGCUUCAUUUAGUUUUUCUUGGAAUCCCGAAUGUUAUGUUCGUUUACGCAUUUCUAUUUGGUUAUGAAAACGAGGGCGUGGCUUAUAUCGCGUUCAUCUGCGUGACUUACCAUGGGUUUGCUUCCUGUCUAGCAAUGAUUAUAUUCACAAAACCGCUGAGAAGUUACAUUUUGAGAAUUUUCAAA
Molecule: messenger RNA, 921 nt
Organism: Caenorhabditis briggsae
Lineage: Eukaryota; Metazoa; Nematoda; Chromadorea; Rhabditida; Rhabditidae
Source: RefSeq, a predicted model, not a curated record